Molecule: messenger RNA, 444 nt
Organism: Cetraspora pellucida
Lineage: Eukaryota; Fungi; Glomeromycota; Glomeromycetes; Diversisporales; Gigasporaceae
Source: the annotation of a GenBank genome assembly
UUGAACAAGACUUUCCUGAAGAAACUACUUCUACAGUAUACUACUUGGAAUUUCCUAACACCGACAACCCUACUGGAACUAUCUAUACUCCUGCCCAAAAACAAAAACAAACUAUUUUUCAUCGAUAUACUCAACACGAAUUUAAUAAUUUAAGUCUCUACGAACAAGAACUAAAUAACGGAGUUCAAUCUACUGACGGAAUAAAGGAACUUUUUAAAUUCCGACAAAACAAAGGCUUUGAAGCACACGAGUUUUUACACGAGUCAAAUCAAUAUAUUCUUCGAAACAAAUACAAUACAAGGCCUGAUCCUAGUUGUCAAGUUUGCAAUCCAGUAACCAGAUGUAAUUUACCUGCCACAUUCUUAAGAUUUUGGGAUUGGUAUAGAAACAAAUACAGAGCCAUCUCUAUUACUAGUUAUACUGUUGAAAAUUUUGAAAAAGCUA